AUGUCUCUUGUCACUAUCAUCCAGAAGUUUGGUGAAAUAAUUGAAUGCAAACAAACCAAUUCUAUAUCAAAAGGCGAUAAAGACAAAGCUUGGAACAGAGUUCACGAAGAAUAUAAUGUCAAUGCAGAUCGCCUCCGUACUCUUGACAUGUUGAAAAAUUGUUGGAACAAUUUGAAGAAAAAGGGCAAGAGUUACGUGGCAACAGAGUCUAGCGUGAACAUGAAAACAGGAGGUGGCAUCAAAAAUUUCAAAUCCGACCCGCUCAUGGAGGAAAUAUUAAAGGUAAUUGGACGUCAGGUAGAGCCCCUCAAAAAUCCCUAUGAUUCAGAUCCUCUAUUCAUUGAGGGUGACGAUGAUGAUGGACUGGAGGAUCCAAUUGAAGGGAAUCAGGCCAUUCAUAGAUAUCUUCGAGACUCCGGGCAACUUCCAGACUGGUCAAAAAUGUCUGUGAAGAACCUGAAAAAAUCUGUGAGUUCACCUCUAGCUGAGCAAAUGAUGAAAAUACUGAAGCCUGACGAUACAACUGGACUGAAGCAAGAAAUUAAGAAAGCAGAUUUUGUUGGUGAUAAAAAAGGUGUGGUUGAUAUUAAUGAGGAUACAGACUUUGUGCAGCCACAUGAAUUUGUCGUCCUAAAGAAGGUGGAGGAAAACUCUCUUCCCUGGAAGGAUGAAUCGGAGCGCCAGGCAGAGCUGGAAAAAAGGAUCGACAUGCAAAAUCAGUUUCGCUCUUCUCCAAACAUUCUUGAUGCACCGCACGAUGGAAUCAACUUCCAACAAGAAACCGAGAGCUGUUCUGAAGAGAACAAAAUUAACAUUGAAAUCAAAAGAACUAAACUCUAUAAAGAACGCCUGAGACUCAAAAAAUUGGAUCUCAAAAAUGAUUUGCUACAGCUGCAAUUGGAGAAGAAAAGAUUGAAAUUGGAGGAUUUGAAGAAUAAUUUGGAAAGAACAACAAAGGGGGAAUGAACAAAUCUGUUAGAAUAUAG
This is a messenger RNA of Fopius arisanus, 986 nucleotides long. The record is from RefSeq and is a predicted model, not a curated record. Lineage: Eukaryota; Metazoa; Arthropoda; Insecta; Hymenoptera; Braconidae.